AGGUGGCAGGGAAAAGAUCAGGACGGCGCAAAGUAAACCAGACCUUUCAAAGGAGCGAUAACCACCUACAGACGAAGCAACAUGUCCGACCCUUUUUGGCUAGAGGAUUACUCUUAUCCAGAGUUUCCCACCGGCUAUCCUGAAAUUGACCCCAAAACGAUGCCCUGCACGCAGAGCGAGAUGAGUCCCUUUGCCCGCCAUUUUGGCCCAGCGGUCUUCUCCGUGGGCUUUGUGGUGGGCUUGCUCGGCAACGGGUUGGUCCUGGCGGUCUUGAGCAGCCAGCGUUGCCCCUGGUUCUUCGCCGACUACCUCCUUUUCCAGUUGGCGGUGGCCGACCUGCUGUUGGCCUUUACACUCCCUUUUUGGGCCACCCAGUUUGCCCAGAACUGGGUGUUUGGAGAAUUCCUUUGCAAACUCGCCGGCGCCCUCUCCACCAUGAACAGCUACAGCACUGUCUUCCUCUUGGCCGCCUUCAGCGUUGAACGUUACCUGGUGAUCAUCCGCGCCGUGCAGGUCCACCGCUGCUUGAAGCCUCUUCACAUCUGCCUGGCCUCCAUUCUCUUGUGGGGAGUAUGUGUGGGUCUGUCUGCUGUGGAACUGCAUUUCCGGACAGUGAGUUACGUCUCCCAAGCUGGGGCGGUCAUCUGUCACCAACAUUUCCAUCCCCAGGAAGCAGAGUCUUGGCGUCUGGCGUUGCGCCUGAUCUCCUUCAUGUUCGGUUUCCUUCUGCCCUUGCUGGUGAUGACGUUCUGUUACUGUCGGAUCUUGAUUCGGCUCCACCAAGCGGGGAUCUCUUGCAAAAACACCCCCUUGUUCCUCCUUCUGGUGAUGUUGCUCCUCUUCCUUCUUUGCUGGGGGCCCUUCCAUGGCUUCCUCCUGGUGGACAGCUUACAACGUCUGGGUCACCUGGCCCGGGACUGCGCCCGGGAAAAAACUCUGGAUUUGGGUCUACUCUUCACACAAAGCUUGGGUCUCCUCCACUCCUGCCUCAACCCGUUGGCCUACGCUUUCGUAGGGGUCAAAUUCCGAAGGGAGCUUUCCAGACUUUUCCACAACUGGGCCGUAUGCAAACGAUGCCAGCAACAUUUCUCCGUUCCUGAAUAUAGUCAAGCCACAGAACAUAGCAAUGUACAAGGAGUGGAUUAUUCCGUUAUGAUGUGACAACUUCCGUGUGGAGGAGAUGUUGGAGGAGAAGUUUUGGAUUCUGUCUGGAUGUUUUCCAUCCAGAACAACUCAUCCUUCUCCCAAAGAACUAGAACAACUAUACAAGAAAACGAGCAACUUUUCCAACCUCGGUCAACAGGGUUGUGUGAUGAAUAUUCUCCAGGUUCAAUUUCUGGUUCUAAAACAUCUGCAUAUCAAGCUGCUUUCAAGAGCAGAGGAACAGGGCUGAGGAAUGAACAUUGGCAACUUGGAGGUUACUAAAUAUGUGCCAGAAAAUGACCUGAGAAAAAGAUCUCGCUCCCUGUCUUCCUUUCUCUCUUUCUUUCUUUCUUUCUUUCUUUCUUUCUUUCUUUCUUUCUUUCUU
Pogona vitticeps (central bearded dragon) is the source of this 1528-nucleotide messenger RNA. Its product is annotated as C-X-C chemokine receptor type 3-2. The record is from RefSeq and is a predicted model, not a curated record. Gene Ontology annotation, molecular function: C-C chemokine receptor activity; C-C chemokine binding. NCBI's taxonomy places the organism in Eukaryota, Metazoa, Chordata, Lepidosauria, Squamata, Agamidae. Gene Ontology annotation, biological process: calcium-mediated signaling; positive regulation of cytosolic calcium ion concentration; immune response. Gene Ontology annotation, cellular component: external side of plasma membrane; membrane.